Haliotis rufescens (red abalone) is the source of this 2102-nucleotide messenger RNA. RefSeq names its product complement C1q tumor necrosis factor-related protein 3-like. The coding region runs from base 450 to 1175 and encodes 241 amino acids. NCBI's taxonomy places the organism in Eukaryota, Metazoa, Mollusca, Gastropoda, Lepetellida, Haliotidae. The record is from RefSeq and is a predicted model, not a curated record. Gene Ontology annotation, molecular function: protein binding. The transcript is spliced from 3 exons.
GAUACUGGCUGUUACUGACACGGGACACUGAGCUGAGGAAGACGAGGCGAGGCACAAGACAUUGAUAUACUGGGAGUAGGUAAUCUAUUUGAUUUGCCAAGUGAUCGUUGUAGGCUUAGAAACACAUUCAACUUAAUUAGAACCAAUCUGCAUGUAAUUUCAUGUCGGCAAGUGUGGCCUUUGAAGGUAAUUGUCCUUACGAUACGUGGCGGAUUAUGUGAAAUGUGCAAUGAAUACGAAAACAAAAUGUUUCAAAGAGGCCUCUAUCGAUCUUCGGAUCUAGCCAGACAAUGUGAAAAUCGAUCUCAACUUCGCUGACAAACACAACUUCUGUGUGUGCAGGAGUUGCCGCUUGUCCACACUUCUAUCCGAUAUUUUGCCUUUUUGUGAUUCGCUUUUGCUGGAAAUAUCAACCGAAUCUGUGUCUGUGUCUGGUUUUCCAGGGAGCCAUGACUCGCGCUUCUUUAAUAUUUCUGACGCUGACGUCGAUGUUGUCAAUGACGCCGGUCUUGUCAGAAGGCGCUGGACGCUCUGUUUUAUCAGAGAGGAAGAAAUUGACGGACGACUUUUACAAGCCUGACAUCGAGAAGUUCUGUAGCCUGGAGGUGGCGUGUGAUGGAGUCAGCGGGACUCGUAUCCCCAUUCAACUCCCCCGGGGGCGGGACGGCAGUGACGGAGUUCAAGGCCCCGCGGGGCCACAAGGAAUACGAGGAAAGCCUGGAAUACGGGGUCCGGCAGGCCCACCCGGGAAAGCCAGCACUGGAGUAAGACCAUCGGCUUUUAUGGUGGGGACAAGCGCCCAUCGCUACCCCGCCAGCUACGAGCAGCAGUCUGAAGUUUUGAUCUACGACUCCAUCUCCACCAACGUCGGCGAAGACUACGACAACAAAACGGGCAUCUACUCGGCGCCACUGAAUGGAACAUAUAGCUUCACCGUAACUUUCGCAGCCCACGCAGGGAAGGAGGCAGCUGGUGAGUUGCGGACGAGCGGGAGCGACACAGUUGUAGGUCGAGUAUGGGCCAUCAGCCGCCCCUCCUGGUCGAUGUCCUCAAACACCUUCGUCAUCCAGCUACGGGAGGGGCAGGGGGUGUGGGUCAAGCCCAUCAAGUCAGCAAUGCAGCUCUAUGGAAACUUCUACUGCACAUUUACAGGGCAUGCCUUGUUCUACGACUAAAUAACACCCUGUGCUAGACCUAAUAGACAUUAACACGUUGUGCUAGACCCAACACACAUUAACACGUUGUGCUGGACCCAACACACAUUAACACGUUGUGCUAGACCCAGCACACAUUAACACGUUGUGCUAGACCCAACACAUAUUAACACGUUGUGCAAAACCCAACACACAUUAACACGUUGUGCUAGACCUAAUAGACAUUAUUACGCUGUGCUAGACCCAACACACAUUAACCCCUUGCUGUAGACCCAACACACAUUAAUACGUUGUGCUAGACCCAGCACACAUUAACACGUUGUGCUAGACCCAGCACACAUUAACACGUUGUGCUAGACCCAGCACACAUUAACACGCUGUGCUAAACCCAACACACAUUACCACGUUGUGCUAGACCUAAUAGACAGUAUUACGCUGUGCUAGACCUAAUACACAUUAGCACGUUGUGCUAGACCUAAUACACAUUAACACGUUGUGCUAGACCCAACACACAUUAACACGUUUUGCUAGACCCAACACACUUUAACACAUUGUGCUAGACCCAACACAUAUUAACACGUUGUGCUAAACCCAACACAAAUUACCACGUUGUGCUAGACGUAAUAGACAUUAUUACGCUGUGCUAGACCUAAUACACAUUAGCACGUUGUGCUAGACCCAGCACACAUUAACACGUUGUGCUAGACCCAGCACACAUUAACACGUUGUGAUAGACCCAACACACAUUAACACGUUGCUGUAGACCCAACACACAUUAACACGUUGCUGUAGACCCAACACACAUUAACACGUUGUGCUAGACCCAACACACAUUAACACUUUGUGCUAGACCCAACACACUUUAACACGUUGUGCUAGACCCAGCACACAUUAAUACGUUGUGCAUUCACAACCAUGUAACACUUUGUAUUUAAAUAAUUCAAGGCA